CUCACAAAGUGCGUCGGCAUCACCGGCGGCAUCGCCAUGGGCAAGAGCACCUGCACGACGUUCCUGCGGGACAUCUACGGCGUGCCCGUGCACGACGCCGACGCGGCCGUGCACCGGCUCUACGCGUCCGGCGGCGCCGCGGUCGCCGCGAUCCGCGACCGCUUCGGCGCGGGCGUCAUCUCGGCCGAGGGCGCCGUCGACCGCGCGGCGCUGUCCGCGCUGCUCCAGGCGCUCGACGACGCGGAGCGCGGCGCGGCGUUUCAAGCGCUGGAGGCCAUCGUGCACCCGCUCGUCGCCGCGGACCGGACGGCCUUCGUCGCCGACGCGCGCGCGGCGCGCGCGUGGCUCGUCGGCGUCGACAUCCCGCUGCUCUUCGAGACGCUCGGCGACGGCGCCCGGGCGAGCGGCAUCGACCACGUGCUCGCCGUGACCUGCGGCUCCGCCGCGGAGCAGCGGCGCCGCGCGCUCAAGCGGCCGGGCAUGUCCGAGGGCAAGCUCGACGCGAUCCUGGCGCGCCAGCUCGACGACGGCGACCGGCUGGCCCGCGCGGACAGCGUCGUCGACACGUCCUUCUGGGACAAGGCGCGCGCGCGCGGCGCG
Molecule: messenger RNA, 600 nt
Organism: Aureococcus anophagefferens
Lineage: Eukaryota; Pelagophyceae; Pelagomonadales; Pelagomonadaceae
Exons: 1
Biological process (GO): coenzyme A biosynthetic process
Molecular function (GO): dephospho-CoA kinase activity; ATP binding
Source: RefSeq, a predicted model, not a curated record